Molecule: messenger RNA, 1380 nt
Organism: Vanderwaltozyma polyspora DSM 70294
Lineage: Eukaryota; Fungi; Ascomycota; Saccharomycetes; Saccharomycetales; Saccharomycetaceae
Product: putative methyltransferase
Exons: 1
Coding region: 1-1380 (459 amino acids)
Biological process (GO): DNA damage response
Cellular component (GO): cytoplasm; nucleus
Molecular function (GO): phosphatase activity
Source: RefSeq, a predicted model, not a curated record
AUGCAAUUGCCUUCUCGUUUUCUAACUAGUGAUGCUGGCACCUUUGGUGAACACACCGCUAGUGUUCGUUGGCCAACUCUAGUUCAAAAUAUGAUCAAUGAUUUAACUUCUGAAUUAACUGAUGAUAUAAUCGGCACUAAUAAGUAUCAACAAGGUUUAAUCAUCAAAGAUCAAUUGAUUGCAUUCCAUGAAGAGAUAUUGGCUGAUAAGAAAUUACGCAAGUUCACUGAAGAAGAAGUAGAAUUGGCAGGUAUCCCUCAUCGCUUUAAUGAAUAUUUAGAUAAUCAAUCAUCUCAUAUUACUUGGCAGGAUUCUGAAUGGUUAUUCGCUGAAAUUUACCUUUAUAGAAGAGUCAACGUGCUUUUCAAGUUUCAAUCGUUAUGGAAGUCAUUCGAUAUUUUUGAUAGAAUUAAGCAAUCAACUUUUAAGUCUUCUCUACACGGUGUUGUCGAAUUAGCCAUAAGAUAUAUGAACUUAAGAGACCAAUUCAAAUCAACAACUGACGAAUCAGUACUACAAAUUCUAUAUAAAGAAUUCGUUGAAAUCUCAUUAUGGGGUAAUGCCACCGAUUUAUCUCUUUUAACUAACGCUACUUUGGAAGAUAUCAAAUCAAUUCAAGGUGCUAAAGCAAGACAAGAAUCUGAAAAAAAAAUUGUGGUCAAUGACACUGAACAAUCUUGGAAUACUAUUUUCAAGAACUAUGGCAAGAAAGAAACUAGAGUUGAUUUCGUUUUGGACAAUUCUGGUUUCGAACUAUAUGCUGAUUUAAUGUUUGCCGCUUUCUUAUUACAAACAAAUUUAGCUUCUCGUUGUAUAUUCCAUGCAAAGGAUAUCCCUUAUAUGGUCAGUGAUGUCAUGUUGAAAGAUUUCGACAUUUUAAUCCAUGACUUGAGAGAUAGAUCCUUCUUCCCUGUUGAAAUAAACUCCGUCGAGGAUAAAGCUUUGAAUAUCUUUGCCAAUGACAUGACUGAUUUCAUGACAAACAACAGACUGGAAUUCCGUGAAGACUCCUUCUGGACUUGUGACCUAGAUUAUUGGAACAUCGACCCAUCUGAAACUAAAUACCAUGGUAAAGAAGUUCACCAAGAUUUAUUGAACUCAGAUUUAGUAAUCUUCAAAGGUGACUUGAACUAUAGAAAGCUAGCCGGGGAUAGAACCUGGGCUCGUACAACUCCAUGGAAAACUGCAAUUGGACCAUUAGCCACUAAUGGUUUAACCACUUUAAGUUUAAGAACUUGUAAGGCUGAUGUCCAAGUCGCUUUACCAGAGGGCUUAGAUGAGCAACUAUGUGCUGAAUAUGAAAAAGAGAAGCCAGGGUUUGGUUCUUGGUGGUGCAGCAGCGGUAAAUGGGCUGUUAUAUGUUUUAAUGACUCUAAAUGA